This is a messenger RNA of [Candida] anglica, 378 nucleotides long. The record is from the annotation of a GenBank genome assembly. Lineage: Eukaryota; Fungi; Ascomycota; Pichiomycetes; Serinales; Debaryomycetaceae.
AUGUCCCUCCUCAUAGAUACCGCAGUAAUCACAAACUCGCUCUCGACGCCGUCUACCACCCUGUUGGGCAACGUUCAGAUUGUGACGUCCUUGACUGGCGACCCUGCCCAGCUUGAAUACCAGACUUCCGGUGGCUCUCAAGAACCAAGUUUCGUCACUGUAACUUCACAACAUGGAUCCUUAGUAACUUCUACAGCAUCUGGUUCUUCUCCAAGUAUCUCCUUGGAAAAUGGUUCUUCAUCUUCCAUCGUGACCCCAACUACGACUGUUACCAAGACUGCCUCGAGCUCUGGUGCUGCCCCAUCCACUUCAGGUAAUACCAAGUAUUCCUUAUUAAUUGCAUCUAUCUGGACCGUAGCAUUGGUACUUGGUCUUUAA